CAUGGGAAGUACUCCUAACUAAACAACUAACAUAUAAAUGGUUGUAGUACACACCCUCUCUUGCACCCCUUACAUAUAUAUGUAGAUAAAAUUAAGCAGAAAAGGUUGUUACAACUCCAUAACUAAAUAGCCAAAUUAAUUAAACUCUAAUCUCUCUGUUUAUCUUCUUUUAAAAUUUCCAACAUCAAUGGAGAUGCUUAAAUUUUCAACUAAACCUUUAACAACACCUCAUGUCCAACAACAUUUCUGGGUUCCACAAAAUUCAAGAAUUCUUGGUGUUUAUAACAAAAAAGGUAGCACCUUUUCAUUUAGUCUUACUUGUAAGUUCAAGACUUCUAAAGGCAAGAAAUUUAGCAAGAAAAAGUUUGUUCCUAGGAAAAUUUCUUUGCCUGAUUCCGGCGUAGCGCCGCCGCUUUUGGAGAUGAAGAAGGUGGUGGAAGCCACCACUAGCAAUAAUGGCCACAGUCCCAAAGGUGUAUCAUUGGGAGGACUCUUGAAUUUGCCUUUGGAAAUUGGUGAAAUGUUGGCUGUUGCUGGUUUAGUGAACUUAGGUAGUUCUAUCAUUGACCAAGGCGAGGUUCCAGGAUUUGUCUUUCAGAAUCUUUCUGAAGAUCAUCCUCUCUUCAGCUUUUUCUCUUGGAAAUGGAUCACCCUCGGCCUUGAUCACAUGUUCUCAUUGCCUAUUCUCCUGGGGACAUUGGCUCUGCUAGGUGCGUCGUUGAUGGCUGGCACAUACACAAUACAAACUCCGCUUGUGAAGGGAGCAAGAAGGCAGUCUUUCUUGAAUUCAGCUGAGGCAAUUCAUAAGCAAGAUGAUGAAGACACACUUCCUAGAGCAUCGGCUAAUGACUCUGGUGUCACACGGAUGGGAGCUGGAUAUGAGGUAUUCUUAAAAGGGCCAGCUCUACAUGCACUUAAGGGGAUGGUUGAUCGAAUUGUUUCAAUUGGAGUACAUUUGGCGCUGCUGCUUGUAAUGUCUGGCGGAACUCUUGAUGCAGCAGGCAGUUUAGGAGAGAAUGUGACUGCUCCACAGAGUUUAAAUUCUGCUGUGGGGGAUGCAAGUGCAUCGUCAGGAGUUAUAUCAUCUCCGUCUGAUACUUUUAGUACUGAGAUUCAUGAAAAUCGACUCAACACGGACUAUGAUGAAAGUGGAGAGGUUUUCCAGUUCCAUACUGAUAUUUCUCUGUUUGACCUUAACGGAAAGGAAUUACUGAGGAAAACCAUACGCGUCAAUGAUCCCUUAAGAUCAAUACUAGCUCGUGAUUUGCAGUCAAGUAUUCUUUUUGCUAAAGAAGGGAAAUUUGAGAUUGACGGAUCAAAAAUUGUCGUUGCAGACGCGAUUGAUAGUAGUGGCUUGGACCAAAAGACUGAUCCAGAAGCACCAAUUGUCUAUGCUGAUUUUGGUUCUCUAUUUCUUUCAACUUGCAUUAGUUACUUGUCACAUGCACAGCUCUCCGCCCUGCGAGAUGGAAUAGCUGAGGUGAUUGGUGAUAAGACUAACCGAGCCAAGGGCGAAUCCUCGGACACAGUCGAUGGCUCACUCGAUCAAGUCCCCGGGUUAGCUCAAUCAUCUUGUACAGAGGAAUCUGAUAGUUUCAUUGGGAUCAGAAUCCAAGUUGGAGUUUGGAACAAGAAAGAUUCUGAUGUGUAAGUAGCUGGAGUUCGUACAAAAAUGAGAAUGCAGAAGUCAAAAAAAUGGAUCACAAAAUUCUUAAUAUGAUAAAGACCUGUGUACAGAAUUUACUUCAUUGUUAGGUUAGGGGACAAGUUAUAGAUCAGAUAUUGACUUUGUAUAGUUAGUAGUAGAUCUUUUCUUUUCUCUUGUUUGGGGGCUAAUAGGUAGGUAGAGGUAUUACAGGUGUUCAAAUUAGUACCUAUACACUUGAAAAAAAAAAAAAGGGUCCUUGUGAUAGAUUUUGACCCCUUUACAUUACUAAAAAUGUUCUGUUUCUGCAUAUAGAAAGAGUUGUCUAUCUACAUAUGGUAAUUGUUCACAUAAGACACUGUAAAAAAAUAUUUUAGUAAUAUGUUGUAGCAAGUAACUGGUC
Capsicum annuum is the source of this 2048-nucleotide messenger RNA. Its product is annotated as cytochrome c biogenesis protein CCS1, chloroplastic. The transcript has 8 exons. The record is from RefSeq and is a predicted model, not a curated record. Bases 188 to 1651 code for a protein of 487 amino acids. Lineage: Eukaryota; Viridiplantae; Streptophyta; Magnoliopsida; Solanales; Solanaceae.